This is a messenger RNA of Xenopus tropicalis (tropical clawed frog), 7946 nucleotides long. RefSeq lists its product as uncharacterized. The record is from RefSeq and is a predicted model, not a curated record. NCBI's taxonomy places the organism in Eukaryota, Metazoa, Chordata, Amphibia, Anura, Pipidae. The transcript is spliced from 31 exons. Gene Ontology annotation, molecular function: ATP binding; nucleotide binding. The coding region runs from base 654 to 6710 and encodes 2018 amino acids.
GUAAUUGUAGGAAGCCAAUUCUUCCCUCCCGGGAACAAUACAAACAGGUAAGAGUAUGUGUUGCUAGGAGGGCAGCAGCUUGGCAUUUGCUAAAUGCUGAGCAGGUGAAAAACAGUUUCAAUACUUGGUAGGAAUAGCUAACAAGCAGACCGGAUUGACUAGAUGGUGCCAAAAGUUCCAGCUAAUCAGAACCUACCUGCAAGGCUGAAAUAUUUCAAACAUUUACAAAAUAAGGCUUUUGAGUGGAUAUACUGGCUCUGUUAUGUGGAUUUCUAAAAAAGCUCUAUUUUAUGAAAAAAUCUGAAGAUUGGCUCCUAUCACAUCCGUGGUUAUGUGAGUCCUUCCCUCGCCGUGCUGAUAUCACCACUUGGACUUGGCAGUGGAGAACUGAACUACAAGCAACACAAGUUCUGCAGAAGGUCUUGAAUAAUAAAAUCACAUUUAACAAAUCUGGAAUACUCAUAACUAGAUCUUUGUAAUUAGCUGUUUUUAUUCUUUAACCAUUUUAAACCUAAAUGAUUUUUUACUUAGGGAACCAAACAAGAUGCACAUGGUUUGUGAAAUAUAGGAAAUGUUACCUUAGUGAGCGGUAUUUUAGAGUAUUUUCUUCCAAGUCAGAAGCUGAUUAAUGUGCUGGUAACGUGACAAAGAGAAUGUGGACCCUCUAUAUCAAAGGACCCAGGCCUAAAAAAUCUAUACAAAAAGAAAAGAAAGACUCUGUCGCUCUCCCUCCAAUUAUUAAAAAACCAAAUUCCACCUUAUCAGGAAUGCCAAGGUCAAGCAGCUGGAGUGGGCAGAUAAAUCCCAAAUCUGUUCAAGAAAUGUUCUUUACCAUGGCGAUUUCUGACACUCAAAAGGCACUGCAGAGAAACAACAGUCUGAGAGAUGUCAGUCUGGAAGACAGCCAUUGGAAUAUACCAUACAAGAAAUUAAGUGGGGAGACUAACUCUCAGAUCACAGCACAUUUGAAGAAUAAUCUGUACCAGCGGCAUGUGAAACGAGUUAAUAACGAGGGCAGCUUGGUGGAGGAAAAUCAGUAUAUCCUGGAGAGCACAGAGUCUUUUGUGUUAAAGUCCAGGCAGAAGCCACAGAUAAUAGGACAAGAAGACUGUGUUCAAAACAGCACCUCCAAUGGAACAGAUUGUUUCAUGGAUGAAAGCCACAGUACCAGGAUGGAUCCUGUAGAUUCCAUCAAUAAGGACAAUCAGAACACAAGAACAGUGGCAUUUUGUGAUGGCACACUGGAGAGUAUAAAAGCCGGCAUUUCUCAGGAGCAGCCAAAGAAAACCUUUCAUUCAUCAACAAAAGAUACAGCACUUCUUUCUAAAAAUCCAUCAACAAACGGGACUAAUUUUGACUAUAAUACAGAGGGAACUGCCCAAUCAGGUCACAUAGAGAAACCUAUAGUUCAGGAAGGGGAAGGCCUCCAGCAAUUCACAGACGCAGAGGCCCAAAUUAUUCAAGGUCUCCUUCAGUUACCGUGUACAGACAGGAAAAGGGUAUUCAUGAUAUACAUCUGUGGUGGAUACCAAGACUCCUACCCAGAAAGGAAUUCACUGUUCCAGAGUGUAUAUCCAGAUCUCUACAUUUACUUUAAGGAAAGGGGCUUUGAUUUCCGCAUGUUUGACUUAAGAUGGGGUUUAAAUGAUGGAGUCAGCAAUAAUCAUGGUUUUACAUCUCUACAUCUAAACACUCUGAAGAACUGUCAGGACACAGGACAUAAGGCAUUCUUUUGUUUUAUGGGACAGAAGUAUGAUCAGAUAACUAUUCCAGUGACAUUUGCCAAGGAAACCUUUGAGGUUAUUACAGCCACAGUGGAAAUGAGGAGGAAAGAAGCGAAACAGAAUAGUGUGACUGCUAUAAUAGUCAUGCCACCAGAAGAUCCUGCGCCAUCUGGGAAGGAUGAUAAAGAGCAUAAUGGGACCGUCUUUCAGCAGAAAACUUUAGAGCACGAUACCCUACAAACAACCAAUACAGAAACCAAUCAUUUCGCUAAUGGCUCAGCUAAAUUUAAAAAGAAAUCUUCUGCGAAAUAUGACAAAGAACUGGAACUUCUGACUCGGUGGUACCUGCUGGAUGAAAAUGCUGAUCCUAGUGUAUACAGGCUUCAGCCAAUCAGCACUGUUUAUGGAGACAUUUUCAGCAGAGACCCUGCUCGCAGACAGCAAGCUAAGACUAAAUGGUUAAAUACACUGCGAAAACUCUAUGACAUAUUGCAAGAGUACAUGACAUUGGCUUUUGGGAAAGAAAUGACUGACAGCGUUCUAAAAACAGUUGUACAGCAAGAGAUUGACCAAGCCUUUCAAGUGGCUGGCACACCAGAAGAUUACUUCCAUUGCUUUAAACGGAUCAUCAGUGAUGUGAAGUAUAACCUGACAAGCAAUAGAGUCUCAGAAUAUAUUGAUGUCCUUCCAACAAAAUCUGAAAUCAACAAGACCCUGUUUGAUGCACAGCAGGGUGUCAUCCAAAGCAUUCACCAGAGAUUGCGCCAUACAAAUAUCUCUGAAUACAUUGUGAGCUGGGGUUGGGAUGGAAUCAACCCUGUAAGCAACAGAUCUCAUGCCUAUUAUUUGGAGCGCCUGGGAAAUGACUUUCGGAAAAAAGUCAUUGCACAUUUUAAUAGAAUAACGAAUUAUCUUAACGAAACUGAAAAAAGUUGCACAAGGAGAGAUUCUAUCAGAAAUCAAAUAAAGGAAGAGAUUUUGGAACAUGCUAAGCACUGCCACACACUUGUAAAUUGCUUCAUGGGCCGUGAGUCUUUUCUGCAAGAAUUACAAGACUGCAUAACAUCUGCCAACAAGCAACUAGUGGUGGUUCAUGGGGAGUCGGGUAGUGGAAAAAGCUCAAUUAUUGCCAAAAUCGCUACGCUGGCUUCCCAGUGGAUAGGAAGGGACAUUAGAGUGGUGACAAGAUUUAUUGGUAGAACCGGAGAAAGUCGAAAUCCCCGCAUGUUGCUAUACAGUCUUUGUUUUCAGAUUGCAGAAAUCUACAACAUCACAAUGGAUUUUUCUGAGGACCUGAAAGGAUUAAUAAAUGAGUUUUCCACGUUGCUGGAGUUUGCUAAUAAAUGUCGCCCUCUGAUGGUAGCCGUGGAUGGGAUUGAUGAGUUAUCAGUGCAUGAAGAUAGUCUUUCCUGGAUACCUAGAGUGCUACCAAGACAUGUAUAUUUCAUAGUUUGUGCCUCCACUGAGUCUGCGUGCUCUUCCUUCAGAACAUUACAGAAACUUACUAUGCAACAAAAUGUUCAUCAGAUUCCGCCACUGGACUCUGAAGAAAUAAGAAAUAUGAUUGAAGUCUGGAUGGAAAGGGACAAUCGUAGGCUCACUGGUCGCCAGAAGAAAGUCCUUUUUGAUGCAUGUGCUGCUUGCCCUCUUCCACUCUAUGUAGUCAGCUCAUAUAUGGAAUCAUGCCUAUGGACAUCUUAUAGCUCUGAAAGUGAUUCAUAUCUGCAGCCUAACCUACAUAAGUUAUACUCUGCGGUUUUGGGUAGACUGGAGAAAAGUCAUGGAGAGCAAGUCAUGAAGAUGGUUGCCUCUUACAUUUCAUUGUCAAAAAAUGGUGUUACAUUAGAGGAAUUACUGGAUUUGUUGUCUCUUGAUCUAGGUGUCAUGCAGGAGGUAAAACAGUACCAGAAUAUAACUGUAUCGGUCUUUCCAGAAGCACUGUGGAUCAAGCUACAGAAUGAUAUUGGGACACAUUUAGUGGAACAAAGGACAGACAACACUUAUGUUAUAAAUUGGGCCCAUGCACUUUUUAGAGUGGUGUGUAUAAAUAGGUAUUUGAAGUCUAAGGAACUCCAGCUUUCUGUUCACAGUGCCUUUGCGAACUAUUACCUUGAAUCCAAGAGCCGACAUAACCACCCAGAGAAAGUUAGCCUUAUGAUGCCCCUCAUGUGGACAGGAACACAUAGAAAGCCCGUGUUUAACCUUCGUAAAAUCCUUGGAAUUUCUCACCACCUCAUCCACUCUAAUCAGUUCCCUCGGCUUAUAACAGAGUGCUUAUUUAAUUAUGAGUACCUCUUGCACAAAGUUUGGGCCACCUCAGUAGUUGGUCUGCAGGAAGAUAUAAAGGCAGCUAUAAAUCCAGAAAGGCCAGCACCUGAUCUAAACCUGCUAUCUGAAGCUCUUCAGCUUUCCACAAAGGUGCUACUCAGAGAUCCUACUCAGCUGGCUUCCCAACUGAAGGGGCGCUUACAUCAGAUAGAGAUGUUAGACAAGCCUGUAGCACCAGGUGACCCCAUAAAAUAUCCAUUAUUGCCUACAUUGUUGAAUCAGUGCCAUCAGUCCUCUAUUCCUGUUUUUCUGCCAUCCUUUACCUGCCUCCUGCCACCUGGGGGAUUGCUCUUUGACAUGCUAUCAGGACACACAGAGGCUAUUACAGCUGUUGCAGAAUUGCAGAAUGGCCUACAAGCGGUGACAGCAUCCAAGGAUGGCACAUUAAAAGUUUGGGACUUGAGUACUGGCAAAUUCAUUUAUACGCUUCAUGGUGUUGGAAAAAACAUAGACUCUAUUACUGUAUGUAUGCAGAACCAAAUAGUUGCAUUAACAGAAGAUCAUUCCUUCCAAAUUUGGGAUCUUACUAGCAGGAAAGUGAUCUAUUGUGAUAAUGAUACUUUGGACAUUCCCAUCUUGACCUCUGCAAUGGAUGGCCAACUCCUUUUGGCAUUUUUUGAUGGAAGCCAUUUGGUCAAGGUGUUUGACUUGGCAGACUCCUGCAGGCUUGUUUGCCAGGUAGCCAUCCCUGCUGAUGAGGCACCUGUUCACAAAAAUCAUUCCAUCCUGGUUUCCCGAAAUUCAGUUAAAGAGUAUGUCUUGUUUGCAUAUAGGAGUGGGAAAGAGGCCAUGGUGCUGAAUGCCAGAAAGGGAAUUGUUGUUGCCAAACUAACUGCGCAAGACCCAGUGGCCUCUGUCCAAGGUGUUGCUGUAACCAACGAAUAUUUCUUAGUUAUCUGCAGGUACCCAUCCUUGAAGAUGCAUGACAUUGUACAUAUAGAGCUCUUCAGUGUGAACACCUUUGCUUACAUCCGCACUGUCAAAGGCUGCAGCAAUGACUUCAUUUGUCAGAUUGCUGUGAAUCGGCAAGGAUCCCACGUGGUGGCCUUUUCUCAGAUACCCAACACAAACACCACUGAAAUAGUCCUUUGGAAUUUGGAAACUGAAGACCACAAGCAUAUUGUUACAUUUCCAUCAAUACCCAGGGGAGGCAUAUGCUGUGACUUGCGUUAUUGUUUAGCUUUUUGUGAUGGAGAGAACUACCUAAGGUCAUGGAACCUGGUCAACCGUAUAAAUGACCAGACUCUCAGCAUGAACAUUAACAGGUUAAAGAGAACUGAUGGGAUCCAAGAGAUUAUCACAAUGAAGAAUUUCCCCAGGUAUGCGAUCUGUAGAAGUAUGAAACCAGGUCUCAUCACAGUCUGGAAUAUUGUAAAGUCCAAGUGCAAAGGGAGUGCUGUAAGGGUUGAACGUGGGCUGGUGGAAAGCACUGAUAUUGUACUGGUCAGAGAUAUGAAACUCUUUAUUCUGACUGACAGAGGGAUGGCCUCAUUCACUGAAACACCAAGACCUAUAUUUCAGACUCUUCUUACUUAUGACAUGUUAAAGAAAAAAUAUGUGCGGAAACAGAGUGGUCUGUAUAUCAUUCCUUGUCCAAAACAUGAAUACAGGGUCUUGGAUGGAGGCUUACUCUUGGGACUGUCUGAAAACCGGGACCAUUUUGUCAUUUGGAACAUGGACACAGGAUUUAUAAAAGAGCGUCUCAGGCCCAAAUAUAAGGAGAGAAAUGCAACAGACUUACUGCCAGAGCCUGAUGGAUGCAAAGAGAAAUUAAAUAAAGAAGAGCUACACCAGCAAAAAAAACAAAAAGGGACAGUGCUUCUGACACCAUGGGAAAGACGCAAUGAAACUAAAACGGCAAAGAGACGUAGGCUUGAUGUAGAAAUGAAGCAGGAGGUGGAAAAGAUGCAGCAUCUAUUAAAUGAGAAAAAUAAUGCUAUCGACCAGUACCUUCUCAGUGAGGAUGAAAAGGUGAUUGUGUGUUCGUAUUAUGCACACCAUCUCUGUGUAUUUAGCUUGGAGACCAUGACCCAUCUGAGUACUCUGGAGGACACAGAAUCUAUGCUUUUCUUACACAGCGCAGCUUUGACUUCCAACGGUAGCUUCCUGGCUCUUUCCAACUAUUGUGAUGCUGAAAAGAUCAGCUAUGUGACUUUGUGGGACCUACAACGUGGAAGGGUUAAAAAACGACUUAAAAAUGAGCCCAAUGUCUGCUGCAUGGCUCUAACAGAUGAGGCUGAUCGAAUAGUUUUUGGCAUCGCUUUGGAAAACAAACUGAAGGUUUGGGAACCAUUUAGACGUAAGCACAAAAUUAUUCCAGGUUAUGAAAACCUGAACCUCUCAGUUGACAGCAAACUUCAAGUAAUAGAAGGAGGAUCAAAGGCCAUUUUGCUAUCAGGUGAAGUCAGUAUGUGGAACUUGGAUGAUGGAACCUUAGUGUCUGUUUUCACACCAGACAGUAAAAUCUGUUGCUUGUCUCUAGCCGCAGAUAGAACAACUAUCCUUAUUGGCAUGAGUGAUACACCAUCCCUCAUCAACCUGAAAAUUGCAUCAAGGGAUAGAGAAAUCCUAUCUUCUACAGGCACAAAUUUGUUUGGAGAGGAGUCAUCAAGCAGUGAGGAUGAACCUGACGAUAAAGAUACAUUGUUAAACAUCUAGGAAUGAUAUACUAGGAUUCUUUGUUACAAUGAUGUUACACUGAAUACAACAGCUAUUUCCUACUAGAGGUCACAUCAAGCUCAGUGGGGUCCUGAUCUUCUGAAUAGUAACCACAUAAUGCAGUCACAGUACUGGAAAUAUCCUCACUGAAUGGACCAUGGUGGCCAAGCUCAGUGAUAUCCUCCUCAGAGGAGGGCAGGCAGAGUUGGUGUCCACUUAGAACUUAAGAACUAACAACGGAUGUUGGUAAAAGUUGCCCUGAGUUGGACUAAAAUGCAAACAGAGACAUAAAUACAGGAAUAUUUUCAAAAGUCAAAAAUCAUAUAUACUUAGCAGUGACAACACUGCCCCAGACAUUUAGGUAGCAAUCUUAAUAUUGUUUACGUUAGUUAUACCAUGAAAAACCUGAUAAAUCUAUAGGUUUUGUAGAUUUAUUGCAUGGACAUGCUAGGGACCUGCAACUUGUGCUUCGCCAGCAGUUGUUUCACUAGAACUCCCUAAAACCCACUAAUUCAGCAACUGAUGCAAAGCCAGUACGUUUAAAAAAUGUAAGUGGUUUUAUUUUCCACCCCCCUUACAGUUGCAGCUAAGUAAUUUAUUGAAAAAAGUUAUUAUUUAAAAACAAAAGGGGCCAGAUUCAGUCUUUAAGGGUAGAUUUGUCGCCAUACGCAAGUAGAACACAUGGUUUGUGGUGAUUUAGAUUACUUGUGGGAAUAUGAAGAUGAAGACAAUUUUCUGCUAUUAAGUCUGAUCACCACGAAUAACGUGUUUUACUUGUAGCGACCAGAAGGUAUGGUAAAGGAAAACUAUACCCCUGAACAGUGUUGGUCUCUGUAAAAAUAUAUUAAAACAAGCUCAUAUGUGAACCCUGCUUCAUCUAAAUAAACCAUUUCAGAAAAAUAUACUUUUUUGGUAAUAUGUGCUAUUGGUAUAUACUAAAGGCUGCCCCCUGGGAUCAUAGGAUUCACAGUGCACACAAACAAGCCAAGGCACACAUACAUGCUAGGCCCCAUCAGCCAAUGAAUGGACAGAGUUCUGCCUUUUGCUCCCACACUACUUCAUGUUACAGUUAGAGCUGCAUUAUUUCCGGUCAGGUGAUCUGUGAGGGGCCACACAUUCACAUGAAUGGCUGGCAAACCUGCAGGAUCCUCCAUUCACUCUUUCAUAAAACUGCCCCUAGGUUUCAUUAAGGGAACUGUGCCUUUAACAGCAUAGAAGAAAAAUACUUAUAUUCUU